GGACUUGUGAGCUUCCCCGGCUCCGCGGCGCCGCUGGUGGUGUUCCGAGGGAUCCCGGAGGGCGGAAGUGCAGCGGGGUCCGGCUCGGACCUCGCACCGGUGCCUUCUGCGGCUGCGCGGGUGUUCGGGGUCCUGCUCCAGCGUCUCCGCAGGACGGCGGGUCGGACAGACAGCUCGCAAUCGAGCGUUGCUACCGGUGCGGGGAGCCGGCGCUUCGGUUUGGCUUGGGUUGAACAAAGAAUUUAGCCUGUAUGUACUGCUUUAAUCACUGGAAGAAUGACAGAUGACAAAGAUGUGCUUCGAGAUGUGUGGUUUGGACGAAUCCCAACUUGCUUCACUCUCUAUCAGGAUGAGAUAACUGAAAGGGAGGCAGAGCCAUACUAUUUGCUUUUGCCAAGAGUAAGUUAUUUGACGUUGGUAACUGACAAAGUGAAAAAGCACUUUCAGAAGGUUAUGAGACAAGAAGACAUUAGUGAGAUAUGGUUUGAAUAUGAAGGCACACCACUGAAAUGGCAUUAUCCAAUUGGUUUACUAUUUGACCUCCUUGCAUCAAAUUCAGCUCUUCCUUGGAACAUCAUAGUCCAUUUUAAGAGUUUUCCAGAAAAGGACCUUCUGCACUGUCCAUCUAAAGAUGCAAUUGAAGCUCAUUUUAUGUCUUGUAUGAAAGAAGCUGAUGCUUUAAAGCAUAAAAGUCAAGUAAUCAAUGAAAUGCAGAAAAAAGAUCACAAGCAGCUCUGGAUGGGAUUGCAAAAUGACAGAUUUGACCAGUUUUGGGCCAUCAAUCGGAAACUCAUGGAAUAUCCUGCAGAAGAAAAUGGAUUUCGUUAUAUUCCCUUUAGAAUAUAUCAGACAACGACUGAACGCCCCUUCAUUCAGAAGCUGUUUCGUCCUGUGGCCGCAGACGGACAGUUGCACACACUGGGAGAUCUCCUCAAAGAAGUCUGUCCCUCUGCUGUUGCCCCUGAAGAUGGAGAAAAAAAGAAUCAAGUGAUGAUUCAUGGAAUCGAGCCAAUGUUGGAAACGCCUCUGCAGUGGCUGAGUGAGCAUCUAAGCUACCCGGAUAAUUUUCUCCAUAUUAGCAUCAUCCCCCAGCCGACAGAUUGAAGGAGCUGCCAUUGGCCUGUCCAGAAUCACCCUGAAGUGGGAUUUACCAGAGCAUGUCACCCUUCUGCUUCAGUCGAGUUUGGUGGAGGCAACCUGACCAGAAACCCUUGGCUGCUGCAAGCCAGACAGGAACGAGAUGCCAUGUCAGAUAAGGCCACGGGCAGGUCUUCCUUUGCAUCAGGCUGCUUUCCUCCACUGCCGUCAUCCAGCCUCAGCCAGGACGUGAAAGGCUUCACAGGACCACUGCAAGUCUCCUGUUUCCAUGUAAGAUAUAAUGAAGCUGAAACCCUUGGCCUGAGAAGAAAAUGGAAAGAUGUGCCACUUGAUACGUAUUUCUGAUUAACAAACAAACAGGGGUAUUUCCUAAGGUGACCAUGGUUGAACUUUAGCUCGAGAGAGUGGAAACAUUGGUUUAAUUUUCAAGAGAAUUAGACUUAAGAAAGUAAAAGAGAAAUUCUGUUAUCAAUAACUUGCAGUAAUUUUUUGUAAAAGAUCAAAUUACAGUAAACCCAUCUUUCCUUAAUGAAAAUUUCCUAUGUUUACAGUCUGUCUAUUGGUAUGCAAACAAUCUUGUAACUUUGAUAAUGAACAGUAAGAGAUUUUUAAAUAAAGCCUCUAAAUAUGUUUUGUCAUUUAACAACAUACAAUUUUGUCACUUUUCAAGGACUUUCUGAUGCAUAUAUAGUAGAUGUGUUUAUACUCUGCGUGUUACCAUUUUGACCUGUCGUUGCCGGCAUGGGGUAGGUACAGGGCACAGGAUGACUUGUCUCAGGAGCUGUCACGGAAGUUCUUGCUGCCUAUUUUAAAAUCUGUUCUUCACACACUAAAGGUAUCAAUAAUGUAGCUGUUUUUCCUUGUUGUUUUCUCACUGUAAACCUGUCAAAUCAUCAUAUGCUAAGCAUCUGUAUAAGAUAAUUUUGCAUUUUGGGAAAAACCCAUUCCUUCCAAGCUAGUGUUUUUCAUCGGCUCCAGGUCUAAUUUUUCACUGUGGUCCCCUGGCAGCCAGUCUUUGAAGUCUAAAGAUUACCUGUCUCUUGGCUGCAGUAGCUUUUCCUUAAUUUUACCAAAAAUAUCCAGAAGUCACUGGAGUUCUUAUUCAAUAUAAGGAAGGUUUGCUGCACUUUAUUACCGAGCUGCUGGGAUUUUGCCAGUCACACAUAUUUGUGCAUUACAGUUGGUUUCUUGUGAGCUAUCUUGCUGUCCAUAAUGAAUGUUGACCCACUUGAGUAUGCUAAAAAACAUAUAGAAUCAUGCAGUAAUGGUUUUAGAUUCCAUAAUAAAAAUGAAUGUUUUUCUUAUAAAAAUUAUA
Carlito syrichta (Philippine tarsier) is the source of this 2413-nucleotide messenger RNA. RefSeq names its product autophagy related 5 (gene ATG5). The transcript has 8 exons. The record is from RefSeq and is a predicted model, not a curated record. Lineage: Eukaryota; Metazoa; Chordata; Mammalia; Primates; Tarsiidae. The coding region runs from base 277 to 1104 and encodes 275 amino acids. Gene Ontology annotation, biological process: cellular response to nitrogen starvation; C-terminal protein lipidation; nucleophagy. Gene Ontology annotation, cellular component: Atg12-Atg5-Atg16 complex; phagophore assembly site membrane; cytoplasm.